GUCACUUCCGCGAGCGUUAGAGCCCGUGCGGAGGUGGCACUGAGCGCGUCGUCUCUGCGGCUCAGCAUCCGGUGCACCGGCCCGGCCGCGGCGGAGCCUCCUGUAAAGAAGGCGCCCGAGGGGUUGGCAGGUUCAGUGGCAGCCGGGCGAGCGGCGACGACAUCGGGCAGGAGUCAUGAGCGACAGCGGCGAGCAGAACUACGGCGAGCGGGAAUCCCGUUCUGCUUCCAGAAGUGGAAGUGCACAUGGAUCGGGGAAGUCUGCAAGGCAUACCCCUGCAAGGUCUCGCUCCAAGGAAGACUCCAGGCGCUCAAGAUCAAAGUCAAGGUCCAGAUCUGAAUCUAGGUCUAGAUCUAGAAGAAGUUCUCGGAGGCAUUAUACAAGGUCACGGUCUCGAUCCCGCUCCCAUAGACGUUCCCGUAGCAGGUCUUACAGUCGAGAUUAUCGCAGACGGCACAGCCACAGCCAUUCUCCUAUGUCUACUCGAAGGCGUCAUGUUGGGAAUCGGGCAAAUCCUGAUCCCAACUGUUGUCUUGGCGUGUUUGGUUUGAGCUUGUACACCACUGAAAGAGAUCUCCGAGAAGUGUUCUCUAAAUAUGGCCCCAUUGCUGAUGUGUCCAUUGUGUAUGACCAGCAGUCCAGGCGUUCUAGAGGAUUUGCCUUUGUGUAUUUCGAAAAUGUAGAUGAUGCCAAGGAGGCUAAAGAACGUGCCAAUGGAAUGGAACUCGAUGGACGUAGGAUAAGAGUUGAUUUCUCUAUAACAAAGAGACCACAUACCCCAACACCAGGAAUUUACAUGGGAAGACCUACCUAUGGCAGCUCACGUCGCCGUGAUUAUUAUGACAGAGGCUAUGAUCGAGGAUAUGAUGAUCGGGAUUACUACAGCAGGUCAUACAGGGGAGGAGGUGGAGGAGGAGGUGGAUGGAGAGCUGCACAAGACCGGGAUCAAAUUUACAGAAGAAGGUCACCUUCUCCUUACUACAGUCGAGGAGGAUAUAGGUCACGUUCUCGAUCUAGAUCUUAUUCGCCACGUCGUUAUUAGAGCAUGAAGUUGGAAAGUUUCUGAAACCUGCCAUAGAGCUGGAAUAUUGUUUGUUGACAAUAUUUUUUAUUGUCUCCUGUUUAAAAAGUGAACAGUGCCUAGUGGAGUUAGGUGACUUUUACACCUUUUAUGAUGACUACUUUUGGUGGAGUUGAAAUGCUGUUUUCAUUCUGCAUUUGUGUAGUUUGGUGCUUUGUUCAAGUUCAAAGUUAAGUGUUUUCAGAAAAGUAUGUUUUGCAUGUAUUUUUUUACAGUCUAAAUUUUGACUGCUAAGAAGUUUCUAUUGUACAAAACUUCAUUUAAAAGGUUUUUCUACUGAAUCCAGGGUAUUCUGAAGAUCGAAGCCUGUGUGUAAAAUGUUACCAAAUGGCAAAAAGCAACAAUAAACAGUUUGAUUUUUACUUUUCUUUCUAAUAUAUCAAUGCUUAGGAAAAACCAGAAUAAGUUGUCAGUAGUAAAUUUUAAAGGCAAAAUACCUGUUUUCCUCCAGUCCAUGAAACAUACCAUAUUUAAUAUACCUGCAACUGUU
Molecule: messenger RNA, 1571 nt
Organism: Dipodomys spectabilis (banner-tailed kangaroo rat)
Lineage: Eukaryota; Metazoa; Chordata; Mammalia; Rodentia; Heteromyidae
Gene: Tra2b
Product: transformer 2 beta homolog
Exons: 9
Coding region: 176-1042 (288 amino acids)
Biological process (GO): positive regulation of mRNA splicing, via spliceosome
Cellular component (GO): spliceosomal complex
Molecular function (GO): RNA binding
Source: RefSeq, a predicted model, not a curated record